AUGCAAACAGUGGCGUUCCUGAGGGAAACGGGCACAGAGGCACAGCCCCAGGUGGAACGUUAUGCAUCAGCCGAGGGGGUUACCACUACAGUCCAACGAGGCAGGGUACCGCCUUCGCAGCAGUCCCUCCCCGGCCUGCCUAACCAGUUCCUCAACUCCACCGACUCGAUGACGUCGUCCCUGAGCAACCACACCUACCUGAGCAGCUACAUCUCGCUGCUGCUCAGGGCGGAACCCUACCCCACGAGCAGGUACGGCCAGUGCAUCCAGACGAACAACAUCAUGGGGAUAGACAACAUCUGCGAGCUGGCUGCGAGGUUGCUGUUCUCUGCUGAACAAGUAGAAAAGCUGAAAGCGUUACACGUAGAUUCAGCCGAAUAUUCUUGUUUGAAAGCCAUCGUUCUCUUCACGACUGGCCCAAUACCCAGCGUGGAUGCUGCCACAAGUCUGUCUCUAUCUUCUCCUUCAUCACAAAAGAGACACACCUUUUUCACAUCAGGGCAAAAUAAUGCUGCUCUUUUGUUAAUUUUGAAGUAG
Messenger RNA from Phaedon cochleariae (mustard beetle), 537 nucleotides. Lineage: Eukaryota; Metazoa; Arthropoda; Insecta; Coleoptera; Chrysomelidae. The record is from the annotation of a GenBank genome assembly.